Molecule: messenger RNA, 1709 nt
Organism: Salpingoeca rosetta
Lineage: Eukaryota; Choanoflagellata; Craspedida; Salpingoecidae
Exons: 1
Coding region: 48-1592 (514 amino acids)
Source: RefSeq, a predicted model, not a curated record
CACAAACACACACACACACACAAAUAUACAUACACGCAGUCACAACCAUGGUUGACAUCAGCCUGCGGAGUUCGGUGGCGUUCUGUGUGUUGUGUGGCGCGUUCUUGCUGCUGGCAACGUUCAAGGACACGCUGGUGAACAUCCCGGCCACUCCACCGCACACGCCACAACAACGACAGUUCGGCCAGCCACUGGCCACACCAACAGUUCUGACAGUUGCAGUUGAAAGCGAUCACGAGUCGCGUGUGGCGGCAAUCUUGCGGAGGCAAGGUGCACUCAGUGCUGACAAUGCAGCCAGCAGUGACAGUGCCCACAGCACCGGCGAUACUGCCAGCCCCGACCCACCACCACACGCUCCCACACCUCAACAACCACAGCCGCAGCUAAGCAACGAGAGUGAACCUGUGCCAUGGGUGGCGGCGGCCAAGACAACACACAACGGUGGCGUGACGAACAAAGGCAUGAACCAAGCAGCGCUGCAAGGUCCCAUCCCGGAGCACAUUAGCGAGGACCCGCUGUGGGAGCAGACAGCGCGGGAAACGUGCAGCCUCAACUUCACGGCCAUCAUCCGACACCAGCUGGGGCCCUGGCUGGAGUCGGGCAUCAAGCAAGCGCACGUGGACGACCUCUACUGCCAACGCAAGCACGUGGCGCGCAUCUCAUAUGUGGGCGGGGAGCUGCGCUACGGCAGCUGGCAGCUUGGCAUGGACGUGAACCGCCUGCGGUCUGCGCUGUGGUUCAUCCACCUGGCGACGGAGCGGGCGAAGCUGCGCGGCAACCCCAUCCCGCCGUUUGAGGUCGUAAUCAACCCGACAGACAAGACGAGCGAGUACGGUAUUGGCGGGACGACGCUUGGCGGCAAACGGCGGCCGCUGCUGUGCAACGCAAAGUGCGACGGCGACGCGUCCAUCUCCUUCCCCAUCAUGUUCAACGCGGCGUUUGGCACCGGCACGGGCGAGAUGUCGCUCGCGCUGUACCGCCACAAGUACAGCGAGCUGGUGGCGAUGGGGCGGCCGGGCGAGUGGCACGCCAAGAUCCCAAAGAUGUUCUUCUCCUCCACCAACACGCGCGGCCACCGCGCAGCCAUCUUCGACUCGGAGCACCCGGGCGUCGUGGCGCUGCCGGAGGUGGUCCCUAUAUCGCUGUACGGCGACUUCCAGUACCUCAUCUACGCCUUUGGGCACAGCGGGUGGUCACAGCGGUUACGAGAGCUCGCCUUCAUGGACGCUGUGCUGUUGCUUGAAGAGUCACAGUGCCGGGAGUACUAUCACGACGUGUUCACGCCGCACGUGGACUACAUUCCCGUGGCGGAGGAUUUGUCCAACCUGGACGACGCGUUGGAGCGUGCAAUGAGCGGACACGACCGCCGCAUGGCGCAGCGCUGGCGGGCAAAGGGAUAUGAGGUGCUCUCGCUGCCGUGUGUCCUCGACUACGUUGAAGGGUUGCUGAGGGAAUACGCACGCCUGCAACGCUUCGCGCCACAGCAGCGACCAGACCACCGCCCAUAUGCGAUGACAGACCCAUUGUCCGUGUUUUCGCACCGGACAGAGCCGCCGGACGCGCACACGUGCACACGCGCAGCGCAGGCGUAACCAUUUUGUUGGGGGGGCCGUGAGGUGUGUGUGUGCGUGUGCGUGUGUGUGUGUGUGUGUGUGAGUGUGUGUGUGAGUAUGUGUGUGUGUGUGAGUAUGUGUGUGUGUGUGUGUGUG